AUGUCCUCUCCAACACAAAUUUUCUCUAUUUACAGGACUUACUCAAGGCAGGUUAGGCGGCUUCCACAUCUUUUUCUUCGUCAGUUUUUCUCAAUCAAACUUAAGGACGAUAUCCGGAAUAUUAUCAGCUCAUCUGACUCGGACCGGCGUUUGUCUAUGUUGAAGCGUAUUUCAAAAGACCUAAAGAAGCUAGAGGCUGCCAACAAUGGACAAGUGAAGGCUUUCAACCACAUACUAGAUAUUGCAUACGGUAGGAAAGGGAAACUUAGGUGGGAAAUAAUGAAGCCCUUGCUAACCGACCCAGCUGUUGCCUUUCCACCAAAAGUUAUCCCAGCCGUCGAAAAGUCUCGUCCUCCGGUCUACUCUCCGGAGCUGAAAGCUCUCUUAACAAGUGCCAAGUCAAGAAAAACUCGACCUUUGGCUUUGCGAACUCUGACUAGGCCUCCUAAACUUCCUGCUGAAGCUGAUGUCAAGUCAGAUGAGGCUCGCCUGUUUGGACCUUUCAGCAAAAGGCGAGAAGUCAACAUUCGAUGGCGCUAUUUCACCGAAGAAUGGAAAAAAGUUCGACCUCCGACUCAAACCCUUGUUAGGGAGAUAUCUUCUGGACAAACGAGAGACAUUGUUGACAGCGAGACAAUCCAUGGUCUUGGCAUUCGUUCAGUUGGCUUUCAAGGUCAAGGGGUGUAUGAGGAUGCUGAAAGGCUGGUAGGGGCUUCAACCACACCUCCUCUUCCUCGCAAAGGACGCCACAUAGGCAGAGAUGGCGACCUCUUGAAUAGAGCGGCGGACCCAGGAAGGCACAAAUCCCGAUGGGUACGGCGCCGUUAUCAAAGCCUUCUUUCCCGUUUACCACUCUUGGUAUACACCCGAUUCUCUGGGUCUUACUCGGUUGAGUUGUCGCCCUUCGCCUCUUUACCGCAUCCAGGCCCUCAGCGCUAUCCUGAUGCUAAUUCUGUGGAUUUAGCCUGGCACAGUCUCGAAUCUCUUGCACAGACCAAGAAGUUGCCAACGUCAUGA
Molecule: messenger RNA, 1017 nt
Organism: Laccaria bicolor S238N-H82
Lineage: Eukaryota; Fungi; Basidiomycota; Agaricomycetes; Agaricales; Hydnangiaceae
Exons: 4
Coding region: 1-1017 (338 amino acids)
Source: RefSeq, a predicted model, not a curated record